This is a messenger RNA of Colias croceus (clouded yellow), 2366 nucleotides long. Its product is annotated as transmembrane protein 184C. The record is from RefSeq and is a predicted model, not a curated record. The transcript is spliced from 6 exons. Gene Ontology annotation, molecular function: transporter activity. NCBI's taxonomy places the organism in Eukaryota, Metazoa, Arthropoda, Insecta, Lepidoptera, Pieridae. The coding region runs from base 274 to 1605 and encodes 443 amino acids. Gene Ontology annotation, biological process: transport.
UGUUCGACGAAAAUAUUUUAGUUUUAUGUAGAUUGUGGGUAAAAAUAAUACCUCGUUGUAAGUGAAUAGGUGCAAAAUAUAAAUAAAAAGUGAAUUAAAAAUAAUUAUAUACUUAUUAAAAAAUUUCUACAUGUUGAUGUUUUUUACAAGUGUUGUUUAUUGUGCAUCCAUAUGAAUCACAAUUUGUUUAAUUAUUCUUUGAAAGUGACUUUCUGUAAUGGACAUGUUUGUCGGGUGAAGAAAGUUAUAAGCACGUAAUUAAAAGAGUAAAAAAUGUGCACACCACCAAUUAGUUCGUUUUUUGGCCAGUGGAGGCUAUGGAUACGACCUUUCUUUAUAGCUACGUAUAUCCUGUUGGUAAUUGUAUUAGUGCCAACGCUCGUUGUACAUGCCAUAGAAAAUGGCUUUACAAAAUCAGAUCAAGGAACCCUUGUUGCUGGUGGGUUUGUUCUCCUUGCCAUGCCAAUAUCAAUUUGGCAGAUUACACAACAUAUAGUCCAUUAUACUAAACCUUCCCUUCAAAAACACAUUAUAAGGAUCUUAUGGAUGGUACCAAUUUAUGCCUUAAAUGCAUGGCUUGGAUUGGAAUUUCCCGAGCAGUCCAUUUAUAUGGACUCUUUGAGAGAAUGUUAUGAAGCCUAUGUAAUUUAUAAUUUUAUGAAAUACCUUCUGAAUUACCUCAAUGAUGGUAAUGACCUUGAAGCUUCAUUGGAAUUAAAACCACAGGUCUAUCAUAUAUUCCCAUUGUGUUGUUUGGCCCCAUGGGAAAUGGGAAGUGAAUUCAUUCAUAAUUGUAAGCAUGGUAUCCUGCAGUAUACACUUGUAAGGCCUCUAACAACAGUAAUAUCAAUGAUAUGUGAGCUCUGUGGUGUUUAUGGGGAGAGUGACUUUAGUCCCAACGUAGCGUUUCCUUACAUGAUUGCUAUUAAUAAUUUCUCACAAUUUGUGGCUAUGUACUGCUUGGUACUAUUCUACCGAGCCAAUAGGACUGAGCUAAAACCAAUGAAGCCUAUUGGAAAAUUCUUAUGCAUCAAGGCUGUUGUGUUCUUCUCAUUCUUCCAAGGUGUAAUCAUCAAUAUUUUGGUAUACUGUGGUGUGAUAUCAACAAUAUUUGAUAUUUCUGAUAAAGACAAGAUAAAGAUUAUGUCUUCCAAAUUACAGGACUUCCUUAUAUGUAUAGAGAUGUUCUUAGCGGCGAUUGCCCAUCACUACAGCUUCUCGUACAAGCCGUAUGUAUCGCCCCUGGACCCGUCUCCAUCUUGUCUCGGCUCGUUCUUGGCUAUGUGGGACGUGUCGGACGUGAAGAGAGAUAUAUCUGAGCACCUUGGUGUUGUGGGAAGCUCAUUCAGUAGGAGAUUACGAGGUAAAACGCAGUAUCACAUGACAAGAGGGUAUGACGAGAGUUCGAGAUUGGUUACUGAACAGGAUGCAUCGAGUUCUGCACCUGACUUGACGGUGGAAGCGACUGAACCGCCUUCAGUAGAAGUUAGACCAUCCGUGUAUGGCUCACUCGAAAAUACCAUAGCCACUGGCUCACUGAACUCAGAAACUGACCCUUUACUCGAUAUAUCUGACGAUAACAAAACGCCUGACCCGAAAGUUUAAUAAUAUAUUGCAUGAAAUGCUUGAUAUAUUUCGUUAUGAAUCACAAUAUUUAUUGGAUACUGAUUUUCAUAUAUUAUAACUGAAGUGAUAGUAGUCUUAUCUCGCUAGAUUAAGUAUUAAUAUUGCAUUCCAAAUUUCUAGGACAAUUAUUUACAUUUCGUCAAACCACUGUACUUAACCAGAGUAUUUUGUGUGCUGUUUACUUUAAAAUAACUAUCGAGUGCAAUUUUAGGCUAUAAUAUACUAUAUCAAUGUACAUAAUAUGAAACAUAAUCAUAGUAUAACCCAGUUGCUAAAAUAACACCUAUGAUUUAAUGGGAAGAACAAAUUAAUAAUCUUUACUAAUAAUUUCGUUCGUUCCUUAUAAUCAUUUGAGCAUUUAAUUAAAUCUCAACUAAAAUAAAAUAAAUAAAAGAUUUUGUUAAGAAUAAAAAAUGAACUUAAUAAAUGAUUUUGUACAUGUAACGUACUGAAUAAGUACAAAAUAUCAAAAUUUUAUAUUCAUUAUUUUUAUUUCAAUUGCCUAGAUAUGAUUCUUAUAAUAUAUUGUGUUUUUUUGUCUUAAGUUUUAGAAUAACUUCGUUUUCGAGUAUUUUUCUUGCCAUAAAGUGUCAAGUUAAUAGUACUUGGAUGCAUAAUAAUUAAUAAUUAAUAUUGUGCGGAUGAAAAAAAAAACUUUAUGGUGAAUAAUCUGGAAUGUGAUAUAUUGUUAAAGGAUGUAAUUGCAUUGCAUUGUUGUAUGAAAUAAAAAGUUUUUCUAA